Messenger RNA from Dufourea novaeangliae, 4118 nucleotides. It is a transcript of the gene Srrm1, whose product is annotated as serine/arginine repetitive matrix protein 1. Gene Ontology annotation, molecular function: RNA binding. The transcript is spliced from 15 exons. Gene Ontology annotation, cellular component: spliceosomal complex. The record is from RefSeq and is a predicted model, not a curated record. The coding region runs from base 185 to 3757 and encodes 1190 amino acids. Lineage: Eukaryota; Metazoa; Arthropoda; Insecta; Hymenoptera; Halictidae. Gene Ontology annotation, biological process: regulation of mRNA splicing, via spliceosome; mRNA processing.
UAAUUCUACCGUUUGAUAUUUGUACGUUAGAAAAUUAUAUCGUCGUUAAGUGGAUAGGGAGAAACGCGAUAUUUAACAACGCGUUAGUUGGAGGAGCUCCUCUCCAUCCAGUGUUCGAGAGGAGGAUUGGAAUUUCGCCAGCUUUGGAAUAUCGUGCAGCUUUUGGUUUUUACACGUUGCCAAGAUGAUGUACACGGGUACUACCGCAUCGCAGGACACGAGGUUCAGCGACAAGGAGAAGAAACUUCUUAAACAAAUGAAGUUCGGUGAUUCUCUCACACAGAAGGUGGAUAUGAGCAAAGUUAAGCUCGAUGUCAUCAAACCUUGGAUCACCACCAAGAUCACACAAAUUUUAGGCAUGGAAGAUGAUGUAGUGGUAGAAUUUGUAUAUAAUCAACUGGAGGAAAAGUUUCCGGAUCCACGAAAAAUGCAGAUCAACCUCACAGGUUUCCUGAAUGGCAGAAAUGCCCGGUCUUUCAUGGGCGAAUUAUGGGACCUCUUGGUCUCUGCCCAAGAAAGUGUUACAGGCAUACCAGAGGCUUUCUUGCAACAAAAAAAAGACCAGAUUAAAAAGCGUUUGGAGGAACAAGAGAAGCUUCAAGCUUCACUAGCAGAGAAAGAGAAAGAAAAGGAGAGGGAAAAGGAGAAAGAUGAAGCCGAAAGUAAGAUAAAAAAAGAAGACAAAGAACGUGGUUCAUCGAAGGAGCGAAGAAGAGAUAGGAGCAGGGAUCGGGAUAGGGAUAGAAAUAAAAGAAGUCGAUCGAGGGAUCGACACAGAGAUCGUGAUAGAUCGAGUCGCAAACGACGAUCGUCGUCAAGAUCGCCUAGCAAAAACUCACUUAAAGAUAACGGAAAGGAUAUGCCUGAAGUUAAAAUUGAAAGGGAGGACUCGCCUCAACCUGAAAAUGCUAUACCGUUGAUGCCCGUUAAAACAAAACCGGAAGCUGCUGUCGCGAUAUCCCGUUUACAAGCUAAAUUAAUGAGUAUCGCCGAUGGAAAGAAGAAAAAUAACCGUACUCCGUCUCCAGAAGCAUUGGACAAGGCAAAGAAAUCUAGAUCCAGAUCGAAGUCCCCCAUAACUCGUUCUAAGAAGUCUCGAUCCAAGUCACCCAGUCGUGAUUCGAAGACUAGACGAUCCAGGUCGCCCGCGUCGAAAUCCAGGCGAUCUCGCUCGAAAUCAAGAACUAGACGAUCCAGGUCUAGAUCGAAAUCUAGAAGAUCUAAAUCGAGGUCGCAAGAUCGCUCGAAAUCAAGGCGCACGAAAUCCAAAUCGCCAAGGUCACGCUCACGAUCUCGUUCACGAUCGAAAAAGUCAAGAUCCAAGAGCAACGACCGAAGUAAGUCUAGAAAAUCGAGGUCAGAUUCGAGUGACUCCCGAUCAUCCAAGUCCCGCUCGAAGUCGCCCGAUAAGAGAAAGGAUAAUCUCGAUUCUAGCAGGAAACGAGACGGAAGUACAAGUACUAGUUCUGAAUCGGAGGAAGAUAAAGGUGCGAAAGAUAAGAAUGAUUUCGAGAUUCGAAAGAAGAAGGAUGGGGUGCAGGCAAAGAGGUCGUACAGAAAGACAAAUAAGGAUGAUAGUGGUAGCGAGAGCGACUCGAGCCGAGAAAGGAAAUCAGUGCCUAAACGAAGAAGUCCCACGCCGCGGAAAGACAGAGGUCGCUCCAAGGAUAGAUCACGUGAGAGAUCGCGGUCACGAGAUCGAUCUCGAGAUAGAAACAGAAGGAGAUCUAUCGACAGAGAACGAGAUAGAAGACGAGAUCGAGAUCGUGAAAGGGAACGAGACAGAUUGGAUAGAUACAGUGGUAGCCGUAGCAUGCGACCACCAUCUGUGCGCCGAGCACCCAGCAGAAGGAGCCCUCCGCGUAGGAGUCCAGCAAGGUACCGUCGAAGAUCGCCAAGUCCUGGAGACAGACGUAGAAGAAGGUCUCUGGACCGCAGGCGAAGAUCAUCGGAGAGGCGAGACAGGCGUCGGUCUCCGGAUCGUCGUGACAGCAGACGUCGUUCGCCAGACGGCCGGGAUAGAUCGCUCAGGUACGAUAGAUCUUCAUCUCGCGACAGAUCGAGUAGGCGGGACCGUUCCAGAGACAGGGACAGAAGGGAUAGAGAUCGGAGAUCUAGAUCUAGGGAUCGUAGAUCAAGAUCGAAAGAUCACAGAUCAUCGGCGGAUCGUUCGAAGGAUGAGAAACGAUCUCCCGAUCGUUCACGCGACACUAAGGACAAGAUAAAGGACAAGAAAGUGGAUGAGAAAAUUAAAAAAUCAACUGAUACGGGAUCGCGAAAAGAGUUGCGAAAUGGAAGGUCUAAGUCAAGUAGCUCGGAAAGUAGCGAAAGUAGUUCCUCUAGCAAUGAGGAUGAAGCCAUCAGAAAAUCGCUUGAGCGGAAGUCAUCUCAAGAAAAACGAGAACACGCGGAUGACAAACGCAAAGAAAAAGAGAAGCCCGUCAAAGAAGAGCCGAUAAAACGUCCCGAAAAGGAUGUAAAGAAACCUGAACCUGUGACCAUCAAGAAACCAGAUGUCAGCGUUUCUCCAAAGAAACUUCAACCUACCACCUUACCGGUAACUAGACACAGAUUUUCGAAGAGCUUAUCCCGAACACCCUCACCGUUUAAAAAGACUGAAGAUAUUAUAGCUGCUGUUAAAAUAAAACAACCUUCGAAGGAAGAUCAUAAAGAAGAAUCGCCGAAGGAAGAAUCGAGCUUCUCGUCUGCAGAUACUUUCCCUUUGAAGAAGGACGACAAGUUACUGAAAUCAAUUAAAACCGUAAUCGACGAAAAGAAAUCAGGAGGUCAAAAGACAUCGGAGCUAGUUAUCGCGAAGAAACCCAUCGAGGCGAUCAAGAAAUCGAAAAGAGAAAAACGCGAUGGCUCUACAGAUUCGAAUGACAGCGAAAGUGAAGGUAAGAAAAAAUCAAGGAAGUUAGAAAAAUCUAGAAAGUCUAGGAAGGCAUCUACAGAUGAAGAGAAAUCGGAUAAAGGCGGUUCUAGUUCGGAUUCCGAGGAAGAAAGAAAACACGUGGAAAAGAGUAAAAAAAUCAGGGACUCUAAUCGAGGAGAUUCAUUAGACGAACGUGUCAAGGACAAAAAGGACAGCAAAAAGCGGGAAGUUAGUGAAAACGAGUCUCGUAAACGAUCGAAGAAAGAUAUAGAAGAAGAAACAAAGAAAUCAAAGAGAUCUAGAAAAGAUUCUUCUUCAGGCGAUGAAGAUCAGAAAACGAAGAGGGGCAAGAGUGAAGAUGACAGAUCCAGAUUGCGGAAGUCUAAGAAGGAUUCAAGUUCAGACGAUGAACCGAAGAAAACAAGAAAACGACGGGACAGCUCAUCAGAGGAUGAGAAGUCGAGAACUAGAAAAUCAAGGAAAGAUUCUACGAGCGAAGAUGAAGGAAAAGUUCGACCAAAGAAAUCUAAACGUGAUUCAAGCACAGACGAUGAAGAAAUAGGAGAAAAGGAUGUGAAAAAGAAGAGAAAAGUGGAUGACAGUUCAGAUGAAGAAAAAGUCAAGAAGAAACGUAAAAAGAAGACUAAAACCAGUACUAGUGAAUCAGAGGAAAGUGAAGUAGAAGAAAAGAAAAAGAAGAAGGAUAAAAAGCACAAGAAACACAAGAAACAUAAAAAGCAUAGGAAGCACAAAAAGAAGAAGGUUGCAGACUCCGAUGAAUCUGAUGUAAGUGAAGGAAAUACCGAAGAACUGGAAAAAAAAUUACGAGAAAAGGCAUUGAAAUCAAUGAAAAAGGGUCAUAGUAUAGAAAGAAGUGAUUGAGAGUUUGUAUGAUUUAUCAAGGAAGGUGUGUAAUGUGUGUAUACCUCUGUAUUACAAUGCACUUGCUCUAACUGUAUCACGAAUGCGUUUUCGUUUAUUAUUAACGAUAAUAGGAUUUUAUCGUAUCACAAUAUUUUUUUGUGUAAAACGAGUUCGGCAUUCUUAAAAGUUCGUCAAUAAUGGACGAAGCCCUAAUUUUUAUGAACCCUAAUCUUAAGCUUACGAUUACGAAGUUAAUCGCAAUAGUUGUUUUUUUGACUUACAGAAGUGGAAAUACUAUAUAUCUUAUUGUAAUAGGGAUAGUAAUUUCUUGUGCCACUUGAACGUACGAUUUUUACAUUUUUCAAGACGUUGAUACGAA